Molecule: messenger RNA, 1946 nt
Organism: Cuscuta epithymum
Lineage: Eukaryota; Viridiplantae; Streptophyta; Magnoliopsida; Solanales; Convolvulaceae
Source: the annotation of a GenBank genome assembly
CAAAAAAUAAGAAUAUAGCACGCAAAUCACGCUAAUCUAUAUAUAGAAUGUUUACAUAUAUAUUCCUCCAUAUAUUGUCUGCCUGCCCUGCCCAGUACACUCCACUCAUAUAAAAGUUGGAAUCAAGUUGAAGAAGCUUCAUACUGAGGGCUCACCCAAACGCGUGAAAUUGCUGACAGAUUUCGAUUUACCCAAUUAAACCCUGACAUGUAAUUCUUCUUCUUUUGUGAUCUUUUGGUACAGAACUUUCCUGUUCACUCUUACCGUGUUGUGUUGGGAUCUCCAUUUUAUCUUUAUUCUCCCUGUAAUCCAUCAGUCUUCAGAUCCCAUUAAAUCCCACUCCCACUCUGCUCUUCUUUGUUUGAAUUCUCUUUGUUUUCUUCAGAUGGGAUCAUGCGAUUAUCAGAUUUACUUUUAAUUGCAGAUUUGAAAUUUGAAAUCCCAUUUUGUUCAAACAAAAAUUCCGGGUUUUGCAGAGGUUGUGUUUUAAUGGGGAAGGCGGCCAGAGACUGGACGCAGAUCUAUGGGAUUUACGGCGUCGGCGAUUGGCAAACGCCGCUGUUUCUCUUCAUCCACGCCGUCUUCUUCUCCGCUCUCUCUGUGUUCUUCCUCGUAUACUUCGAACCCAUUUGCAGCUUUUUCCAGCAUUUCGUUCCCGGCCCCGGGCCCGCCGGAUUCGCCGCUGGUUUCACCGGAUCCGUCACCGCCCUCUCCGCGGUCUGCCUCUUCUUCGCCGCCGGGAACAUUUUCUACUCCUCUGUCCCGCUCCACUGGGAGAUGGCGCAGCGCAUGGUCAACGCCGUCGGGGACUGGUCGUCCGUCAAGAAUGCCCUGGACCUCGGCUGCGACAGGGGGAUCCUGCUGAACGCCGUCGCUCUCCAGCUCAAGAAAACCGGGUCCUCCGGCCGGGUCGUCGGGUUACACCCGGAUCAAAACCGGUCCCUCUCCAUCCUCCGGACGGCCGGAAUGGAGGGGGUGCAGGAGUACGUCACGUGCCGGGCGGGGAACCCGAGGACGCUCCCGUUCGGCGACAACUACUUCGACGUGGUGGCGUCGGCGGCGUUCGUGCACAAGGUGGGAAAGGAGUUCGGGCAGCGGACCGCGGCGGCGGAGGCGGAGCGGAUGCGGGUGGUGGAGGAGAUGGUGAGGGUGCUGAAGCCCGGCGGCGUAGGGGUGAUGUGGGACCUGGUGCACGUGCCGGAGUACGUGAAGAGGCUCCAAGUUCUGAAAAUGGAGGACAUCCGGAUCUCGGAGCGGGUCACGGCGUACAUGGUCAGUAGCCAUAUUGUAUCUUUCCGGAAGCCGAGUCAGCAUCUUGUGGGGCCCCACGAGGUCCGACUGGAUUGGAGAUUUCAAUAAUAUCUGUUGAAGCUUCGGAGAUAUGCAGAUUCUCAACUCCCUGAAGCUGAAAAAUAAACAUUGGGUGAGAAAUUGAAGGAUUUGGCGUAAUUUGCUUUUGUCCUCCAUCGUUUUAUUAUUAUUAUUUUUAUUAUAUUGCAUAUAUAGAUUGUAAUUACUGUAAUCCAUUAUAAAUAUCUGGGGAUACGAAGUGGAACCAGAGGCAUUGUAAAUUCCAAAAAUAAGUUUUACACGCUCCUCCAAAACCAAAAUUUCCGUACGCCUAAUUGAAAGCGAUUUGGCACUGAGAUAUACGGAACAUGGUGGUUUUAAUGCUCUUUAUUAUCUAAUGAGGAUUAAAUAAAGUAAGAGCAAAGUUGGAGUUACAAAUCAAGUAGCUCGUUUAUCUUGUUUUUCUGUUUAUUGGGGUGUUUGAAUCUCAUUUUUUAAAUGCUUCUGUUCCUUCGGAUAGCACAGAAAUUGGAGUGCUCAAAUGAAAGUGUAUAAAUACUUUUGAAUGUUCUAAUUUAUUUCUAGAAUUAGUUUUUUCAAAAUUGGGGGACAUCAAUUUUUAUAAAAAGAUUCAGCUUCUACUUGUGAUUAAAAAA